AUGGUUCCCAAUAAGCUAACCCGCCAUUUCACCACAAAACAUCAAUCGUUACAAAAUAAACAAAUUGAUUAUUUUCGAAGACUAUUAGAUUCAAAAAAACUACAAUCAAAACAAUUUGUAAGAUCAGUGAAAAUUUCGGAUAAGGCACAGGAAGCUAGUUUUCGUAUCGCCCAAUUGAUAGCUCAAAAAAAAAAAUCUCAUUUAAUUUCCGAGAGUCUUAUUAUGCCAGUUUGUCGUAUUAUGGUAAAGACUAUGUUAGGAGUCGAAGCAGAAGAAGAAAUAAUUAAAAUACCAUUAUCUGAUUGUACAAUUAGUUGUAGGAUUAUAAAUAUAUCAGAGGAUAUUGAGGAUCAGGUUAUUGAAGUUAUAAAAAGUGGAGAAUUAUUUGCCUUGCAAGUUGAUGAAUCAACAGACAUAAAUGGGGCGCCAUCAAUGACAGGCUCUAUUAAAGGAUUUAUUACAAUUGCCAAAAAUCAAAAUCCAAAUAUAUACAUAACACAAUGUUUUUUACACAGGGAGGCAUUAGUAGCAAAAAGUAUUGUUAAUGAAUUAAAGAUUGUACUUGAUCAAGUUGUAAAAAUGGUGAAUUUUAUUAAAAGUAGACCUCAACAAAUUCGAUUAUUUUCCCAGUUAUGUGAAUCAAUGGAAUCUGACCACUAUACAUUGAUUAUUCAUACAGAAGUACGUUGGUUAUAA
Molecule: messenger RNA, 696 nt
Organism: Sipha flava (yellow sugarcane aphid)
Lineage: Eukaryota; Metazoa; Arthropoda; Insecta; Hemiptera; Aphididae
Product: zinc finger BED domain-containing protein 5-like
Exons: 2
Coding region: 1-696 (231 amino acids)
Source: RefSeq, a predicted model, not a curated record